AUGGCAGAGACAAGUCUGUUAGAGGCCGGGGCCUCUGCAGCCUCCACAGCUGCAGCUCUGGAGAACCUACAGGUGGAGGCAAGUUGCUCUGUGUGCCUGGAAUAUCUGAAGGAGCCUGUCAUCAUUGAGUGUGGGCACAACUUCUGCAAAGCUUGCAUCACUCGCUGGUGGGAGGACCUAGAGAGGGACUUCCCUUGUCCUGUAUGUCGAAAGACGUCCCGCUAUCGCAGUCUCCGGCCUAAUCGACAGCUGGGCAGUAUGGUGGAAAUUGCUAAGCAGCUGCAGGCCGUCAAGCGGAAGAUCCGAGAUGAGAGCCUCUGCCCCCAGCACCAUGAGGCCCUCAGCCUCUUCUGCUAUGAGGACCAGGAGGCUGUGUGUUUGAUAUGUGCAAUUUCCCACACCCACCGGGCCCACACUGUCGUGCCACUGGAUGAUGCCACACAGGAGUACAAGGAAAAACUGCAGAAGUGCCUGGAGCCCCUGGAGCAGAAGCUGCAGGAGAUCAGCCGCUGUAAGUCCUCUGAGGAGAAGAAGCCUGGCGAACUCAAGAGACUAGUGGAGAGUCGCCGACAGCAGAUCCUAAAGGAAUUUGAAGAGCUUCACCGGCGGCUGGAUGAAGAGCAACAGGUGUUACUUUCACGGCUAGAGGAGGAGGAACAGGACAUUCUACAGCGCCUCCGAGAAAAUGCUGCUCACCUUGGAGACAAGCGCCGGGACCUCGCCCACUUGGCUGCUGAGGUGGAGGGCAAGUGCUUACAGUCGGGCUUCGAGAUGCUUAAGGAUGUCAAAAGUACCCUGGAAAAAUGUGAGAAGGUGAAGACCAUGGAGGUGACUUCAGUAUCCAUAGAGCUGGAAAAGAACUUCAGCAAUUUCCCCCGACAGUACUUUGCACUAAGGAAAAUCCUUAAACAGCUAAUUGCGGAUGUGACCCUGGACCCUGAAACAGCUCAUCCUAACCUAGUCCUGUCGGAAGAUCGUAAGAGCGUCAAGUUCGUGGAGACAAGACUCCGGGAUCUCCCUGAUACUCCACGGCGUUUCACCUUCUACCCUUGCGUCCUGGCUACUGAGGGUUUCACCUCAGGCCGACACUACUGGGAGGUGGAGGUGGGCGACAAGACCCACUGGGCGGUGGGCGUGUGCCGGGACUCCGUGAGCCGGAAGGGUGAACUGACCCCGCUGCCUGAGACUGGCUACUGGCGGGUGCGGCUGUGGAACGGGGACAAGUAUGCAGCCACUACCACGCCUUUUACCCCUUUGCACAUCAAGGUGAAACCCAAGCGGGUGGGUAUAUUCCUAGACUAUGAGGCCGGCACACUGUCUUUUUACAACGUCACAGACCGCUCUCAUAUCUACACCUUCACUGAUACUUUUACUGAGAAACUUUGGCCCCUCUUCUAUCCAGGCAUCCGGGCUGGUCGGAAGAAUGCUGCACCACUCACCAUCAGGCCCCCAACAGAUUGGGAGUGA
Molecule: messenger RNA, 1467 nt
Organism: Rangifer tarandus platyrhynchus (Svalbard reindeer)
Lineage: Eukaryota; Metazoa; Chordata; Mammalia; Artiodactyla; Cervidae
Source: the annotation of a GenBank genome assembly